AUGGUGGACGCACCGAUGCCCUACCAGGCCAGAAGGGGUGAUAUUCUCCCGUUCCAUGCCCCAAUAUCGCACCCGAAGACAGCACACGGCAACACCUUCAUCCUUCUCGCAUGCUGUGUGAUCACCGCGGCAACCCAAGGCUACGAUGGCGCAAUGAUGAGCGGGUUGAACAUCAUGGCCCAAUACACCGACUACUUCCAGCUGACCACCGCCACCCGCUCUCUUAACGUCGCAACCAUCUACAUCGGCGGAUGCAUCGCCUGCCUGUUCUGGGGCUGGCUGACGGACAAGUACGGCCGGCGCGUCGCCCUGUUCUGGGCGGCCGUCAUCACCAUCACGGCGGCGGCCCUACAGGCGGCGGCGCAGAACAUCGCCAUGUUCUGCACGGCGCGCAUAAUCAUCGGCUUCGGAACGACCGCGUCCGCGAUCACGGCGCCCGCCUACCUCGCCGAGACGCUCCCCUGGGACCAGCGGGCCUGGGGGCUGGGGCUGUUCGACGAUCUCUUCUACGUAGGCGCCCUGACCGCCGCCGGCGUCUCGUACGGCACGGCGCAGAUCGAGGGCUCCUGGGCGUGGCGGCUGCCCAGCCUGCUCCAGGGCGUCUGGGGCAUCGCGUGCAUCCUGCUCCUCCCGUGGAUGCCCGAGAGCCCGAGGUGGCUUGUGGACGUCGGCCGCGGGGACGACGCGCUGACUGUGCUCGCGCGCAUCAACUCUGGCGGCGACGAGGAGGACGAGCGGGUUCGGCUCCAAUUUAUCGAGAUCGUCGACACGAUUGGGUACGAGAGAAACCCAAUGCCGUGGACCCAGAUGCUUAAGAAUAGGGGCACUAGGAAGAGACUCAUCAUUACUGGUACCUGUGCGCUCUUCUCAAUGGUCAUGGGGAAUACUCUGGUGACCUACGAGAUCGGCAAGGUGUUGGACCAUGCCGGGCUCGCGGACCCGAAGCAGCAGCUGCUUGUGAAUGUGGGUCUGAACUGCUGCACGUUGAUCGUGUCAAUCCUGGGCAGUUUCUACACAGACAAGCUUGGAGCCAAAUCCGCCGCCUUGGUGUCCACAGGGGGGCUCACCGUCAGUCUAUUCGUCAUCGGUGCUCUGACCAAGACCUACGGCGACUCGGACUACCAGCCUGGCAUUUACGCAUCAGUCGCCAUGAUUUUCGUCUUCAGCGCAUGUUUCGGCUUCGGCUGGAUACCCAUCCUGUUCUUGAUACCCGCCGAGAUGCUCAACUUCAGCAUCCGCGCCUGGGGUAUGAGCAUGUUCAGCUUCGUUAUCUGUGUGACAGGCAUCUGGGCCAACUUUGCAUUCCUCUUUGCGCUCGAGAACAUCGGCUGGAGGCUUUACAUCAUCAACGGGGCUUGGAACAUCGCCAUGUUUGCAUUCAUUGCGUAUUACUGGGUCGAAGUCAGGGGCAAGACGCUUGAGGAGAUCGACGCGCUGAUAGACGGGAAGAAGCACUCGGACGUCCCUGACUUGGAGCUGCUGAUACGUGGAGCUGUCGACGCGAGAUGGAAGGACAAGUUCGCCGCGUGUCUGACAGCCAGUUGUUUACGGAAGAGGGACGAUCAGAUUGACAGUCGGUAG
Diaporthe citri is the source of this 1581-nucleotide messenger RNA. RefSeq lists its product as uncharacterized. NCBI's taxonomy places the organism in Eukaryota, Fungi, Ascomycota, Sordariomycetes, Diaporthales, Diaporthaceae. Gene Ontology annotation, cellular component: membrane. The record is from RefSeq and is a predicted model, not a curated record. Gene Ontology annotation, molecular function: carbohydrate:proton symporter activity. The transcript is spliced from 2 exons. The coding region runs from base 1 to 1581 and encodes 526 amino acids. Gene Ontology annotation, biological process: carbohydrate transport; transmembrane transport.